This is a messenger RNA of Linum trigynum, 540 nucleotides long. NCBI's taxonomy places the organism in Eukaryota, Viridiplantae, Streptophyta, Magnoliopsida, Malpighiales, Linaceae. The record is from the annotation of a GenBank genome assembly.
AUGGAUCCUCCUGGCUUCUCUAACCAUUGGGGGUAUCCACCACCGUCCGAGUGGUAUUACCCCGAGACCCCCUGGAGAAAUCAAGGAGGAGAAGACUAUGGAUUCGGGUUCCAGUACCAACCCCCUUACUACGGUGAACAAUCAGACCCCUGGGCAUAUCAAGAACAACCUCCUUAUCAAGAAGACUUUCCUCCACAACCAGAAGGGCCAUUGGAGCUGGAGUUACCCAUGGCGGCCUUCACGGGCCACUCUGCAGAGCCAUGCUACACUUCACUAGAAGAUCCGAACAAACAAUUAAGGCUUCUCGUGGAGCAGUUAGCUCGAGACAUUGAGGGAUCAUGCUCCAAGAUGGAUCUUCAAAUCCAAGCCCUUGACCCUUCCGAUCCCUCAUUUCUCCAUGAAAUGGAGGAGACUGUUCAGUGCUCAGCGAAGCAAACAGAGUGGGUGGCGAAAGUUUGCUCACAUCCUGCUCAAGAUCACCUUUCUGCUACCACGCAAGAAGAGGUGGAGAAUGACAAAGGCUACAGAGACGUUGAGUAG